Biomphalaria glabrata is the source of this 1512-nucleotide messenger RNA. Its product is annotated as FMRFamide receptor-like. The transcript has 5 exons. The record is from RefSeq and is a predicted model, not a curated record. The coding region runs from base 119 to 1393 and encodes 424 amino acids. Gene Ontology annotation, biological process: G protein-coupled receptor signaling pathway. Gene Ontology annotation, molecular function: G protein-coupled receptor activity. Lineage: Eukaryota; Metazoa; Mollusca; Gastropoda; Planorbidae. Gene Ontology annotation, cellular component: membrane.
CCUACAUCUGUAAAAGCCUGUGACAAGAGCCAUGACUGAUACUGAUAUGCUAAAUGUAAAUUGCUGAGCCCCUGCCAGGCGCGCGGCCCAACUUGGAGCAAUCGGUCGAAUCGGUAUAAUGCCGGCUCUUCUGGUAAUUGAAUUCUAUCUUCACAGAUUUGUUUUGAGAAAAAGAAACUUCCAAGAUUCCGUUCAUUCUCCCUGGACUAUUUUCAUCUUUGUUUCUGGACAUUUUGCGACAUCUCUCGGUCUAGAUAUGUCAACGGUGGAAGUGACACUGCUCGAAGAGAACCUGGAAAAGGAAGAACUCCUCUACACAUCGUCCCAUGACGACAUGAUCCUGCCCAGCAAUCUUAACUUUGCCACCAGCGCUAUCGUGGGGCCCAUCCUGUGCAUUUUUGGUCUAGUAGGGAACGCCCUGUCGCUGUCUGUCUGGUCCAAGGCCACUAUGCGUUGUUCUACGGCCAUCUACCUCAGUGGACAGGCUGUGGCUGACUUGGGAGUAUUAGUGGCCUUCAUGUUUAGCGACUCGAUCCAAGCGUGGGCACCGGAAGUGAAAUACAGUCUUGCCUACGGCGUAUUCUACAGCUACCUGGCCUACCCCUUCUUGUUUACGAUAGUGGUUCUCAGCAUAUGGAUCACAGUGGGAGUCACUUUAGACCGCUACAUCAUGGUCUGUUGGAUCACCAAAGCAAAGAUAAUCUGCAGUGAGCGGCACACUAAGCUGGUCCUGGUUGUGACGUCACUGUGCGCCACCAUCGUCAACAUCCCCAACUUCCUGUUCUACACUCCAGUCUACAGCGACAGCGAGAUCCACAGCAACGACAGCGUAGGUCGUGGUGAGAGGGUGCCUGGGAUAGAGCCGAGGAUGAGCUACGAGCUAUCCGAGUUCGGGUCCAGCCCAGGGGGCGUGUUCUUCGAGUUCUGGAUCCACUGCAUCAUAGUUCUGCUGGUGCCCUGGAUGGUCGUGCUGGUUCUCAAUCUGCUGAUCAUCAGAAAGAUUGUGAAGACUAACAAGAGAAUGAAAGACAAGAAAACAGCCUCAUCCUCGGAGAAGAGCAGACAAUCCGAGAAUCAAAUCACACGUCUGCUGUUGACAGUUACCUUCUCUUUCCUGUUCUUUAUGGGAUUCCAGUGCAUCAUACAGUGUAUCUACAUGCAAAGACCAGCUGAAGCUCACUGGCCAACUGUGGUGUCCUCCUUUGCAGUUGGCAAGAUAGGAAUCGUCUUUACCAGUUCUUCGAACUUUGUAUUUUAUUGCAUGACGGGAAGAAAAUUCCGGAAAGAGCUCUUCAUUAUGUUCGGAAUAGAAUCAAGAUAUGUACAAUCUUCAAGUACAAGGAGGCUGACAAAGUCUGAUUCAUCUCGCUCUACAAGCACAUCAGGAAUUUAGACUAUAGAUUCUAGAUUUUAAAAAAAUACUUUUAAAAAGAUUUGUAAAUGUAUUAAUAUGAUGCUAAAACAAUACAGACUACAUUUGAUGCGACAGUUGCAAUAAUUACACUAUUUGUA